Molecule: messenger RNA, 1893 nt
Organism: Cucurbitaria berberidis CBS 394.84
Lineage: Eukaryota; Fungi; Ascomycota; Dothideomycetes; Pleosporales; Cucurbitariaceae
Product: ANTH-domain-containing protein
Exons: 5
Coding region: 1-1893 (630 amino acids)
Biological process (GO): vesicle budding from membrane; clathrin coat assembly; clathrin-dependent endocytosis
Cellular component (GO): clathrin-coated vesicle; clathrin-coated pit
Molecular function (GO): clathrin heavy chain binding; 1-phosphatidylinositol binding; SNARE binding
Source: RefSeq, a predicted model, not a curated record
AUGGCGAGCUCCUUCGAGAAGAGUGUGAAGGGCGGGACCAAGAUCAAGCUCGCAGCGCCCAAAUCCAAGUAUGUCGAGCAUAUCCUAGUAGCGACGCAUGCCGGCGAGGCAGGCGUCGCCGAGAUCUUUCGCGCCCUCACGAACCGCCUGCGCGACUCGACAUGGACCAUUGUAUUCAAGAGCUUGAUCAUUGUCCAUCUCAUGAUACGAGAGGGCGAGCCGGAAGUGACAUUGAAGUAUCUGGCGCAGAAUCCGCAGAGAAAGUUGGCAAUUAAUCAUUUCACAGAGGUACAAACCCAAGGCCACAAUAUACGGACAUACGCCGAAUACCUACUACGACGAGCGAUAGAAUAUGGUGCGACCAGAGUGGACUACGUACGCGGCGGCGAGGGUCGACUGAAGCGAUUGACUGUCGACAAGGGCCUCCUGCGAGAGGCGGAGAGUGUCCAGGACCAGAUCAGAUCCCUUCUGAAAUGCCAGCCGUUCGACGAUGAGCCGGAAAACGAGAUCACAUUGACUGCUUUCCGGUUGCUGACCAUGGACCUGCUGGUGCUCUUCCACGUUAUGAACGAGGGCACCAUCAAUAUCCUGGAGCAUUACUUCGAACUGUCAAAACCGGAUGCGACACGCGCCCUUGCCGUAUAUCGCACCUUUGUGAAGCAAACCGAGGCGGUUGUGUCAUAUCUCAGCCUCGCCCGCUCACAUGAGCAUUCGACCAGAUUAGAGAUUCCGAAGAUCAAACAUGCGCCGACUAGUCUGGCGGCUUCACUAGAGGAGUAUCUCAACGAUAAAGACUUCGAGGUCAAUCGGCGGCAAUACCUUGCGGAGAAAGAAGCAAAGAAACACGGGGGCAAGCCCACCAAUGGAGCCAGUAAAACCCAGGAGCCAAAGGCUGUGACAGUAAACACACCUAGUAGUCAGCCAUCAGCAGCACCGCAGCUGGCAGCACCGCCAUCGAAACCCGCUACAAGCGCACCGCUGAUCGAUUUGUUCGCAUCACUGGAAAACAACCAACAGACCAUGGCCACGCAGCCGAUGAUGCAGCAAUAUCCGCAACAGACUGGCUUUCAGCAGCAAAGUUUUCAGAUGCCCCAGCAGACGGCAAACAUGGGCUUUCCUCAGCAGCAGCAACCCUUCAUUGCACAGAACGGACAGGGCACAAAUCCGUUCCAAAUGCAACAGCAGCCACAAAUGCAGCAACAAAUGCAGCCGCCGCAGAUGCAACCACAGUUUACAGGUGCUGGCUUUGGCGGCUAUACACCGCAGCACGCAUUCAGUCCUCAAAGUGGGCUAGCUCCCAUACCGCAGAACGGCGUGCCCGACUUCUCACAACAGCAAAUGCAGCUGCCCACUAUCGCCGAGCCGUUACAACCGCAGCAAACGUCGACCAACCCGUUCCGACAGUCCAUGUUACCCAGUGCAGCUGGCAUGGCUGAACCCAAACUUCUCAACAACCCUACUGGUGCAAGCUCGCUCAACCGCUCUGCAACGAAUCCAUUCGCAAAGCACACCACCGGCUUUCAGCAGCAGUCACAAUCACCUACCGGCUCGUUACCUUACUCGGCGUCUCCGGUUCAAUCGUCACUCUUCACGCCCAUGCAACAACAGCAACAACCCUUACAGCCACUACAGCCAGCGCCAACCGGGACAAAUCCGUUUGCGAGACAACCAUCACCCCAGAACGCUACGUCUCCACAGGGUGGCCUCACGGUCCACGCAACUGGGAGCACCAAUCCCUUCCGCCAAAGCGCUUUUGUAAACCAGCAAACGGGGCAGGGCUGGCAGAGUGCAGGUGGCCCAGGCACAUUGGGCGGAAUGAGCUUGGAUCAGGUCCCUACGACUAAUGUAUUUCCACGACCGGGACAGCAGCAACAGCAAAACUUCCUUGGGUAG